Messenger RNA from Rotaria socialis, 516 nucleotides. Lineage: Eukaryota; Metazoa; Rotifera; Eurotatoria; Philodinida; Philodinidae. The record is from the annotation of a GenBank genome assembly.
AUGAAUGAUGAGUCUCCAAUUCAUCAAUUUUAUUUCAAAACUCAACCGAAUUAUAGUGCCUUGGAUAUUUCAUCAACUGGGGAUUUAUUUGUCAAAAUUCCUGAACUUUCAAUAGCAUUCCAUCAUCAACGACCACUACUUUGUCGUAUUGAUUAUCGUGGUAGUCUCUACACUCCUGUGGCUGGUCAUCACACUUUCCAUCGUAUCAUGAUUGACAAUAAAAUUCUUCGCUCAAACAAACUAAUUCCAAAUUCACCUGAGCGGGGGAAUGCAAUUUCUCCCAGUACCUCUAGCUUGUAUCAUGUUGAUGCCUUUGCUGGCAGUGUAUUUUGGGGUGCAGUCAGUCUCGACUUAGGUGUAUCGAAUUCAGAGGUUGUCUAUUUGAAACCAGGCACACACACAAUCGAUGUUGCAGUGCGUACUGCUGGACGUGCUAUUUUUCAGUCAGGUGAACUGCGCAUUGAAUUGAUCGAACUUCAGUCGCAAACGAAUAUUAAUUUGCCCUUUCUCAGUUGA